Acanthaster planci (crown-of-thorns starfish) is the source of this 2033-nucleotide messenger RNA. RefSeq names its product out at first homolog (gene oaf). Lineage: Eukaryota; Metazoa; Echinodermata; Asteroidea; Valvatida; Acanthasteridae. The record is from RefSeq and is a predicted model, not a curated record.
AUAGUUUUACGGAGGUAACAGACAAGCUAUUUGUUUUCCGUAAAACUUAAGCGUUGAACGUCUAAAACCCCUCCCUAGUGUAAAAUGUUACUGCCUCAAAGUACGCCUUCUGUUAAUAAUAGACAAAAUGGCGUCGGUCCUAAAGAAAGGCUUUCGUCCAAACAAAUUUGCAAAAUUAAAAAUUUGUUAUCCAUUUAUACUAGCUCAGCUUUUUGCCGUACUAGCAUUUACCAACUUAGUAUCGUGUCAGCUUGUCAUUAAUGUUAAAAACAAAGGUGGUGAUCUGAUCCAGGAGUCAUUAAAUGGGAACCCAGUGGAAAACACAAUCACUUUGAAAUUUCAGAAACUGGAUGGAACAUUGCUGGAUAUGUUGAUUGACUUUAAAUCGGAAGUGCAAAUUUUUAAGAUGAUUGUACUCGGCGAGGAGGAGAGGGCGGACGAGAGCCAGUACCAAACUAUGUGCUUCAUCUUUAAGUUCCUCAAGUCUGAGUUCAUCUCGGCAGAUGCCAUGUCAAAACUGAGACAGAAAAAUCCUGGCACCAUACGCAACCCAGAGGAGGACAAAGGGGAGGAGCGACUGAUCAUGAAUUUAGGGGUGGAUGUCAGCCUGGCAUCCAGAUUCAGCCCCUGGGUUCUCAAUGUCUGCUCUGAGGCCAAAGGUCGCAUCUUCACCAGGGACUCUGAUCUGAAGGCCUGGGCAGCAGGGAACAAUGCAACCUAUACAGCUCUCCUAGAUGCCACACAUAGCUGUCCGCUCUUCACAACUCCUCGCUGCGACAAGACCAAAGACACUGCAGUGGCGUGCGUCUGCCGGUUACCAAUCUGCGUUGGCUGGUACCCCUGCGGGCUCAAGUACUGCCGUGGAAGGGAUUCCGCCGGGAAGACCGUUAGCUAUCGCUGCGGAAUAAAAACGUGUAGGAAGUGUCGUGUGUUUGAUUAUUAUGUUGAACAGAAAUUGAACUGCAUGUGGGAAAGUGUAUACUAAGCUUGAAGGUGUCGCUGGAAGGUUUUGAAAAGCCCAUAUUUCACACAACCAACUCCAUGAGAUAAACUAAACUUAAAUUCUGUCUAAAAUUAUUCACUGAUUACUCUACCUGCCAAGUUGCUACUUUACAAAAUACACGUUCCUGUGUUUGACAGACUGUACCAUUUUGUUUCCCAGAGCGAAAUCGGAAAUGAAGAAAAAUUUACAAGAGGGAAACAGUUUCUUUCUGAGCAUGAGUUUGUUGUUGAGGAACGGGAUUGACAUUGACUACUGGAGGUUUUCUCACACUUUGUGGAAUUGGAAAAACAAUGGAAAAUGGAAGAAGUCCUGGCAUUUUUUGGAGUGGCAUUUUCGCAUAGAGAGUGCCACGUCUGAUAUCUCUGAUUUCAUAAUAGUUUCUAAUCUGUUUGGUACCACGUGCUGUUAAGGAAUUUUCCAGUUGACUGGCAAGAUUAUUUCUUCUGCUGGACCAGACGAGAAAUGGAAAUGUGCAUUGCAUGUGAAAUGAAAUAUAAGCUCACCAAACAACCCAUUACAGUGGGUGAAAUUUAGUAACAUCAGGAAUACUUUGCAGCAGUUUUGUGGCACAGACGUGUGUACAUACAUGUACAUGCACUUAAUAAAAUUAGAUGCUGCCCUUGUUGCAAAAAGUGCUCCAACUGUGCCGGUGUCUACCUGUAGUUUGCGAUUCACUAGGACUAUAUCCACUUGUCCAAAUAAGGUAAAUAAUAGGCAAAUAUGCAUCUGAUGUUCUACUCUACAAUGGCAAUGUAAUUUCACUCUCUGCGUUUAGUCAAUUUAACUGUCCUGACUCCACACCUGGACUUUCUGCACUGCCCUACACUGUCCUGCACUGCCCUACACUGUCCUGCACUGUCCCGCGCUCUACGGUUUUUAUGGUCUAGAACUGGAAAUUGGACCUCAGUGGAUCAGUUUUUUAUAUCUAUUUAUUGUCUUUGUUACAGUGCUUUUGUAAUACACAUAUUGAAAAUAAACCUGUAAAAAGCUUCAUAUUUUUGUAAGUAAACAACCCUUAUGGCUCAAACUA